Messenger RNA from Besnoitia besnoiti, 738 nucleotides. RefSeq names its product EF-1 guanine nucleotide exchange domain-containing protein. NCBI's taxonomy places the organism in Eukaryota, Apicomplexa, Conoidasida, Eucoccidiorida, Sarcocystidae. Gene Ontology annotation, biological process: translational elongation. Bases 1 to 738 code for a protein of 245 amino acids. Gene Ontology annotation, cellular component: eukaryotic translation elongation factor 1 complex; cytosol. The record is from RefSeq and is a predicted model, not a curated record. The transcript has 3 exons. Gene Ontology annotation, molecular function: guanyl-nucleotide exchange factor activity; translation elongation factor activity.
AUGGUGGUUCCUGAUUUCGGAAACCUCAAGAGUGACAUCGGCGUGGGGAAGCUGAAUGAAUAUUUGGCGACCCGGUCGUACAUCUCGGGCUAUCACGCCACUCAGGACGAUGUUACCAUUUUCUCGAAGUUGCUCGGAGCUCCCAAUGCGACCAAGUUCGUUGAUGCGAAUCGGUGGUACCGCCACAUCGCCCACUUCUCUGCCAUCCAGAAGGGUGCGUGGCCCCGGGGUGAACUCAAGGCGGAGAAGCCCAAGCAGGAGGAUGACGAUGAUGACAUCGAUCUCUUCGGUAAGUCAGGCGAUGACGACAAGGAGGCGGUGAAGAAGCUCGCCGAGUCCAAGAAGAAGGAAGCAGCAGGCAAGAAGAAGAAGGAGGUCAUCAACAAAUCCUCUCUGGUCAUUGAAGUGAAACCCGCCGAUGCGGAAACCAGCCUCGACGAGAUCAGCAAGCUGUGCAAGGAGAUCAAGAUCGAGGGUGUCACAUGGGGAGAGGCCGUCAAGAAGGUCCCCGUUGCCUUCGGUCUCUACAAGCUGCAGCUGUGCUGCACUAUUCUGGAUGACGUGGUCAACACGAACGAAAUCGUCGACCAGAUCGAGGCCCUUGGCAUGACACCCGAGCAGCUCGAGAAGCUGAAGAAGCGUCAGGAGGGCGAGGAGGAGGAGGAUGAAGAGGAAGAAGACGACGAGACCUAUGGGCUCGUCCAGUCGGCAGAGAUUGUUUCGUUCAACAAGCUCUAA